This is a messenger RNA of Cricetulus griseus (Chinese hamster), 2869 nucleotides long. Lineage: Eukaryota; Metazoa; Chordata; Mammalia; Rodentia; Cricetidae. The record is from RefSeq and is a predicted model, not a curated record.
AUGGAGCAAUUCUGCAAGACAGUUCCUAACUUUCUCACCAAACUCUGGGUAUUAGUAGACAAUACCGUCUUGGACCAUGUGAUUCGCUGGAGCAAGGAUGGUCAGAGCUUUCAGAUUGUGAAUCAAGAAACCUUUUGCAAUGAAAUACUACCAAAAUACUUCAAGCAUAACAAAAUAGCCAGCUUUAUACGACAGCUCAACAUGUAUGGUUUCCGAAAGACGAUGUCACUGCAGAGUGAAAAUACCAGCGAUGAGAAGAAAAUACCUAUGGAAUUUCAGCAUCCCCUCUUCAAAAAAGGAGGAGCAUGUCUUCUUGAAAACAUUAAGCGAAAGGUGCCAACAAUAAAAAUUGAAGAUACCAGCCUCUUCUCUGAUGAGUUUCAGAAAAUUCUGACUGAAAUGCAAGAGAUGAGAGAGAUGCAGAGCAACAUGGAUGCCAGAUAUGAACAAAUGAAACAGGACUAUUCAGGCCUAUGUGUUGAAAUGACAAACUUAAGAAAAAAGUACUGUGAGCAACAGCAACUCUUAACACAGGUACUCCAUUUUAUCUUGGAUUUGAUGAAUGAAAACCAUUCCAUACUAAAAAAGAGGAAAAGGUCACUAUCAGUGCUAUCUGGAGUUUCAGAUUCUGAAUGGGAUCGCCAGUAUUUACAUAUUCCAGACGACAAGAAGAAAGAAGCUAUGGAGAUAGUAAAAGAUGGUUAUGAACUUGUUGAAGACAAAUAUAAGAGCCUCCUUGACAGAGUCAUACCAAUUUUUAAAGAAUCCAAAAAGUUAAUUUCAUCUGUAGACAAGCCAAGUGGAGAUGAUGGAAAAGACCCUAAUGUAUCAGUUCCGGAUAUACCUCCAAAUGAAGAUUCACUGACCAUUCAGUUGGAUUUAACCAUACCAUUUUUACAAGAACAAAUAACUAAAGAAUCCUUUGAACAAGAGCCUAAGGAUAUGUCUUUACAAUUAGAACUUUCUCCUCAGGAUUCAAUUUUGAUGGAAGAUAGAUCAGACAAUCUGUGUAACAAUACAAUUAACAGGGAUGAAAUACAUAUUCAUCAUACUGAAGGAAAUUUGGUAGAGCCAAAUUCAUUACUCUCUAAGAAGGCAGAUAAUUAUGACCUUGACCAUUUCGGUGAGACUCUAAGUCUAAUGGAAAACGAAGGAGAAAGAAGUCUGCUUGAAGCCAGUGGAGAAAAAGACAUACAUAUGACACAAUGCAUGGAAAAAACCCAGCCUUUACUAUUAGAUGGGACACCAAUAUGUGAUUUUGGAGAAAAUCUUCAAGAUUCUAAUGAUCUCUUUUUAGAUACUCUGAAGGAUGAAUCAAAUGUCUUAUCAGCUUUAUGUGAUCAUGAUUAUAUAAACUACAAUAUUUCUACUACACAAGAAGAUACUGCAAAUGCUAUUGAAAAUGUUGUUCCCCAGUUGUCUACAGAAUCCAGUGGGGAAUCUAAUGCAUUCCCACUUCUCUUUCUCAAUCCUGUUCCUAAUAUUUUUUGAAGAGAAUAUUAUGCUUAGUCUUCUAUUAGAAGUUAUUUUGAGUUUCAAAGAAUUUCACUUCCUGCUGUGAAAUAGAUAUUCCACGGAUAUUGGCUGGUAUAUUUUUCUUCAUUUUGUACCUUCUGUAACUUAAAAAAUAUGUUAAAAUUACUGCGUCCCAGUAUCAAGGCAAGCAAGCUUUGGCAACUAGGAUGAAAUGCAAACUACAAAAAUAUAAGGAAUACAUCCAAAUUUUAAAAUAACAAAAAGUUUUUAAUUUUAAACCAGUAAUAUUCUGAUGCCUUAUUUGUGACUAGAACAGAGAUUAGUGUUAUUGCAUUUUGCUAAUUAGCAAAUUUCUGUAGCUACCUUUUGUUUAAAGGAACAGUUAUUCUAAGUUUUAGUGAAAGAAAAUCUCAUUUUAAAAAGCAAGUUUUUGAGUUAAUUAUAAUGAUGUGGUUAUUAUUACUCCUGGAUUUUACAGGUACAUUCUAUGGCUAUACACCUUAUUACAGUCUUACAUAAUUUUACAAAUUUUUUAGUUCCUAAAGAAAGUUAAAAUUUCAGCAGAAAAUGGUAAUUUUCUGUGUAGUUGCCAUCUUCAUAGACAAUCAAAGUUAGCAUGUUGGCUCUCCCCCAAAACCUUGGAUAAGAACUCCAAGAAUCAAACUUUAGCAAAGUUUGUCCUUAAAGCAUAAGGGAAUGCAAAAGCAAAUGACUUACUAAAAAUUAAAGUGAAAGAUUCACAGUCAACCAUUUCUCAACUAUACCUAUCUCUCAUUUACAAAUGCAUCUUUAGUUUUAUCAGCAUUCUUUGAUACAAAUGUAAUUAUUUGAUAUACUAUUAUGUUUCAAUAAAAGUGUGGUUUUACAUUAACCUGGAUCAGUUUUAAUACAAACUAUUCCAACAGCACUGUUCAUACAUGCCUAAGCACUGAGCACCACAGCACUUAAACUCGAGGGUUAUUGAAGAAGCACUGAAGAACAUGUUUAAGGUUUUCUGUUAGUGAUCUGAAUACUGAAACGUCAAGAUUUUAAAGACUUCAGUCUGACACUUUCCUACUGCUUUAUUACACCUGCUAAAUUCACAAAAAAUUUACAAAUUACAAUUUAGAAAUUGUGUUUUUGCCCCCUUGAUUUUUUUCAAAAUUUAACAUGUUCUUUUAUAGUUUCACUAAUGGAGUCAUCUCUAAAAGGAAGGGAAAAUAGUUCAUUGUUUUCAUUCCCUAAUUUUAAAGUCUUCCCUGUUUAAAUAAAAUGGCUUGUUUAAUUUUGAAAAUUCUUACGGAAAGUGCAGAUCUCAUGUAGCUAUGAUAGUCAGGAGUGAAAAGCCUAUUUUAAAAACUGAAAAAUAUCUUGUCAUUGUAAUGUUCUUUCAGUUAAUAAAGAGAUGAGCAUA